CGCAGAGCGCCCCGAUGGUGGCUGCCAGGAGGUAGCAGCGAGCAGAUGGCAGGGCGGGCCAAGCCGACAAUCCCCCUAAUCCCAUCAGGGCAGUGGGGGCCAAGCGGAGCCGAGCCAGGCCAUGGCGGGCACACGGGCACACAGCCGUCUCCUGCACUCGCUGCUCUGCCAGCUGUGCUGCGGCUGUGGCUGCAGCUCCUGCCAUGGGCUCCGUGUGUCCACAAGCACCCGCAUCCUCUACACUCUCCUGCAUGUCCUGGCCUCUGCCGUGUGCUGCCUCAUGCUGUCCCGCACCGUGGCCCAGGCCGUCAGGGAGAAGGUGCCCUUCUCAGUGGUGCUGUGCGAACACCUGCCUGGGGGCACAGACUGUGAGCAGCUGGUGGGCUCCUCGGCUGUGUACCGGGUCUGCUUCGGCACCGCCUGCUUCCACCUGGCACAGGCCGCCCUGCUCCUCAACGUGCGCUCCAGCACCGACUGCCGUGCUCAGCUCCACAACGGGUUCUGGCUCCUGAAGCUGCUGGUGCUGGUGGGGCUCUGGGCCGCCAGCUUCUUCAUCCCUGAGGACAGCUUCAUCCGAGCCUGGCACUACACGGGCGUCUGUGGGGGCUUCGCUUUCAUCCUCAUCCAGCUGGUGCUGAUCACUGCCUUCGCGCACACCUGGAACAAGAACUGGCUGACGGGUGCUGCGCAGGACAAGCGCUGGUACCUGGCCGUGCUGCUGGCCACGGCCGCUUUCUACACCCUCGCCUCUGCCGCCUUCUCCUUCCUCUACAAGUACUACACCCACCCGGCCGCCUGCCACCUCAACAAGGCACUGCUCACCGUCAACGGCAGCCUCUGCGGCAUCAUGUCCUUCAUCUCCAUCACGCCCUGCGUGCGGCUCAAGCAGCCGCGGUCGGGGCUGUUGCAGUCCUCAAUCAUCAGCUGCUACGUGAUGUACCUCACCUUCUCUGCACUGUCCAGCCGUCCCCCAGAGAGAGUGCUCUACAAGGGGCAGAACCUCACCGUCUGCUUCCCGGGCAUCCGGCAGGACGAGCUGCAGACAGAGGACACCACCGUCGCUGUCCUGGGGGCUGCCAUCAUGUACGCCUGCGUGCUCUUCGCAUGUAAUGAAGCCUCCUACCUUGCUGAGGUCUUCGGGCCCCUCUGGAUGGUCAAAGUCUACAGCUUUGAGUUUAGAAAACCCUCCUGUUGCUUCUGCUGCCCAGAGAAGAUGGAGGAGGAGCUCAGAGGUGGGUGCUGGGUGGGUGGGCAGAGCCUGCCCUCGAGUGCCUGUGUCCCAGCCCAGGGGGUGCUGGCAAGGAGGGGGUGCUGGCAAGGAGGGGGUGCUGGCAAGGAGGGGGUGCAGGAGCCGCUGUGCCCCUGUGCUCUCCCAGGCACUGAGCCAACGUGCAAGCAAGUGGAGGAGACCACCAGGGGACAGUGCAUCAUCCAGGAUGAGCGAGACCGGGUGGUCUACAGCUACUCAGCCUUCCACUUUGUGUUCUUCCUCGCCUCGCUCUACGUCAUGAUGACCCUCACCAACUGGUUCAGCUACGAGAAUGCAGUGCUGGAGACCACCUUCACACACGGCAGCUGGUCGACCUUCUGGGUGAAGAUGUCCUCGUGCUGGGCCUGCGUCCUGCUCUACCUGUGGCUGCUGCUUAGCCCCUUCUGCCUCCACGGCUCCCCCCAGCACCAGCGCAGCAGCCCGGCCCUGCGCAUCAUGCGGCGACGACGCGCCCAGCAGCGCAUCAGCGUCUCCACGUAGUCCCUGCUGGGACAGACUGUGCCCAGCCGCUCACAUGGCAGCAGCAGGGGCUGGUGCCUGCCAUGCCCUGUGCCUGUGCCCUGGCCCCGCUGGGUUCCACUGGGCAUCCUGACCCCCAUCCCAGGAGACAGCGGCAUCUGAGAGCCUGAGGGGGACCCAGGAGGUGGGCGCUGACAGGGACACCGGUCCUGCGCUGAGC
Harpia harpyja (harpy eagle) is the source of this 1949-nucleotide messenger RNA. It is a transcript of the gene SERINC4, whose product is annotated as serine incorporator 4. The record is from RefSeq and is a predicted model, not a curated record. The transcript has 11 exons. Gene Ontology annotation, cellular component: membrane. NCBI's taxonomy places the organism in Eukaryota, Metazoa, Chordata, Aves, Accipitriformes, Accipitridae. The coding region runs from base 122 to 1750 and encodes 542 amino acids.